Molecule: messenger RNA, 3107 nt
Organism: Apis mellifera (honey bee)
Lineage: Eukaryota; Metazoa; Arthropoda; Insecta; Hymenoptera; Apidae
Product: beta-1,4-glucuronyltransferase 1
Exons: 4
Coding region: 141-1628 (495 amino acids)
Molecular function (GO): glucuronosyltransferase activity
Source: RefSeq, a predicted model, not a curated record
UGGUAGUUAACGGCACUACGUCAACUGUCUACGUGGACAAGGGGAAACUCGGUGGCGCGUGGGCGUGGUCGUGGUAGUGACGUGAACAGUACUCACGUGCGUGCGUGCGUGCAGUUGUGUUGUGCGCGACCUGAUGCUGAAUGCACGGGGUGCAAGGCCAACGACAGGGGUUGGCACGGACUGAUUUCACCAUCAGACUGGCGCCAAGCGGGGAGGUCUGUCUCGCGUGCCAACACACAUCAAUGGUUCAGUUGGGAUGUCGGCCAUCGAACUUAAGUCUGACCUGCCUGGUUAUUCUGGUUCUCAUGAAUAUCACGUUGACUUUCCUGUUGCUGCAGUCGGAGACUUGCCUCCCGAUCAUAAUGCCGAGGGAUUUGGGAUCGAACGCUAUAACCGAGUGGAACCUCGGCACUUUAAUCAAAGAGCCGCAGCAGCAAGAGCAGCAGCAACAAUCGGACUGCGUCACGCAAGAUUACCAAUCGUUGCCAGUUGACGCGACCGAGUUGAAAUUAAAUAUAAAUCUCGGCAGAUGGGACGCCCGCAGGUUGUUCCGCACCUUCGACCAUAUCCUCGUCGGGUCGAGUUUCGUUAAAUUGUCGCGUGCUUACCGCGUGUGCCUGGCCACGCAGAGCUCCGUCGAGAAGCUGCACUCGAUCGUCCAGGCGGCCCACCACUGGACGGGGCCGAUGUCGGUCGCCUUGUACGUGGCCGGCGACGAGGAGUUCGAGGUUCUGCAGAAGUAUCUGAUCUACCUGAGAAAGUGUUACGAGCCGAUACGCGAGAGGGUUGCGUUCUCGUUGGCCGUGCCCAGGGUCAGACCCGUGAAGAGGCAGCCCCGCGAAUUUGACCCGCCCGAGAUGGUGGACUGUGCCAAACCCGAGGGGACGUUGAACGAGUUGAUGAACGGGGUCUCGAACGAGCAGGCCAACUGGCGGAUACGAAACGCGUACCCUCAGAAUCACAUGAGGAACCUGGCCAGGAAGAAUUGCCAGUCCGACUACGUGUUCCUCACCGACGUGGACAUCGUGCCGAGUUUCAAUUUGACCGGGGCCCUCGAUGAAUUUCUUAGAGCCGAUACCUGUGAUAAGUGCGCCUACGUGAUACCGACGUACGAGCUGGACUCACGCGUCAGAUUUCCGCAGAAUAAGACGGAAUUGGUCAGGUUGGCGAGGAAGGGGUUGGCCAGGCCGUUCCAUCAGAAAGUCUUUAUCCACAAUCAGUUCGCGACCAAUUUCACCAGAUGGAUAUUGGAUACCUCGCCCAAUCAUAAAAAGUAUGGAAAUAUGAAGAGUGGCAAGGUGUACGUCAGUCACGACGUGACGAACUUUGAAUUCCUUUACGAACCGUUCUACGUGGCAAAGGAUAUCGUUCCGGCUCACGACGAAAGAUUUAUGGGUUACGGAUACACUAGAAACACUCAGGUAUACGAAAUGUUCGUGGCUGGUUACCAAUUCAAGGUCCUUUCCCCGGUUUUCACCGGUCACUGGGGCCUGCAGACAAGGAAGACGAGGCCGGCUUGGCGCGAACGGCAGAACAGUGCCAACAGGAAACACUUCGAGACGUUCAAGAAAGAGGUUUUCGCCCGUUACAUGCGCGACCCCUUAAAGAUGAUGAAGAACGCCCACUGACGAAAAGUUCGUCGAAGAUUUCGUUGACUCGUCACGAGAUCUUGGAUCGCCGUCCUUCACACUCGUCGCUACUCAUCGAACGUGACACACCGAUCCGUGACUGUCCCAAAGAUGAUGGUGUGGCUCUCUGAUCCCUUUACCUGAACACGUUUGUGCCAUAACGUUUAAAGAAAAACGUUUGUAAACGGGCGAUACGAACGUUCGAACGUAUCCUCGACGAUCUAAUCGAUCGACUGUUCUAUUUUUUUUCGCACCGUCGAAUCGAAGAUCAUUUUCUAUAUAUAUAUACAUAUAUAUAUAUAUAUAUAUUUUGUAUUUCGUGUCGCGAACGAUCUACAUAAUGUCAGAUUACAGUAUUAAAUAUUUGAAGUUGAACAACGGUUUUUCGCGUUUAUUUAUAAAUGCAAACAGAUAUUCAUUAUUUCAUACCUAAAAAAUCGAUCCAUCCAUUGUUGUGUUUGAUUAUCGUUUUAUGCCAAUCUUUCGCGAGAUUUGAAAAAUGUUUAAAGCGAAGAAAAUGAUGGUUAAUGUGCCGGCUAAUGGUCGUUGCUCAAACCGAUUUUUUCCCGCUUCCACGUCGCAAGAUCCCGUUAAUAGCCCGGCGAUAAUUUAUCUGUCGUUAUCGAUAAAAUAAUCAAUUACUUCGUGACCCUCUAUCGACGCCUGUCCAAAAGUUGCACCCGUUAAAUUUAACAUUUAUGAAUUUAUUAAAUGACAGUGAAAUAAUAAAUACGACUCAACAACCGAGAUGGCCGAUUUACCAAAGUUCGAUAUGCAAAUCGUUACGUACAUGUAAGGAGGAAACCUCUUGCUUGGAUGGAUGCUGAGGUACAUAGCUCUCAAGCUCUCGGUAUUUUCUUGCUUCAACUCCGGUAAUAUCCGUCCCGGUCAAUCGGUGACAUAUCACGUAGAUCGUCUCAACAUCUCGCAUAUCUUUUAGUCGAGGAGGAGAAACAGAGGACAGUGUAAACACGAAACGUCAAGUUUAUGGUUAACUUCUAAAUCCAUGUGCACACUCAUCGUACAAACAUUGUUUCAGGCAAGAGCGAAAUAAUUUUGGAUCGAAAAAACCGGUUUGUUCGAUCGAUUCGCGCACGCGUAAUAUCAUAUACAAGAAACCGUUGACACGAUAGUCCAUAAUAGGCCUACGAAGGCGUCCGAUCUUAAAUCGCCGCCUUUUUUAUAUAACAACUCGAUGGAUAUUCGAGGAAUUUCUUCUUUCGCGAUGUGAGAAUGUAAUUUAUCGUGUAUUGAUAACAUUGAAACGUUAAUUUUAUUCUUCGAGUCUCGAAUAAUUAAUACGUUAGUUGCGUUAAUGCUGCAUAGGUGUUUUUCGAUAAUGUCAAUUUUCUAUCGUCAAUAGAAUAAUAUUAUAGCAGUGAAAGUAUUUAUCAAUUCUUACUUCAACCAAGAGAACCAAAUCCACCCAUCGUCCCAUAAUCCCAUAAUAAACACGAAGGAGAGGGAGGAGGAAAAAAA